AUGCAAUCUGAAUUAGAUUUACUCAGACAAGAAAAUACUAAACUUAUAAGUAAGAAUGUUUUGCUUCUGGCUAAAGAAGCAGGGCUUAUAGCCAGAAUCAUGGAGUUGGAACAAUUUAUAAAAAAAAACGUUGAGCUCAAGGCUA
This is a messenger RNA of Racocetra persica, 145 nucleotides long. NCBI's taxonomy places the organism in Eukaryota, Fungi, Glomeromycota, Glomeromycetes, Diversisporales, Gigasporaceae. The record is from the annotation of a GenBank genome assembly.